Molecule: messenger RNA, 3813 nt
Organism: Numida meleagris (helmeted guineafowl)
Lineage: Eukaryota; Metazoa; Chordata; Aves; Galliformes; Numididae
Gene: LHX8
Product: LIM homeobox 8
Exons: 9
Coding region: 915-1958 (347 amino acids)
Biological process (GO): forebrain neuron development; neuron differentiation; regulation of transcription by RNA polymerase II
Cellular component (GO): nucleus
Molecular function (GO): RNA polymerase II transcription regulatory region sequence-specific DNA binding; DNA-binding transcription factor activity, RNA polymerase II-specific
Source: RefSeq, a predicted model, not a curated record
CCGAUCCGUUAAAAAGCCGGGCGAGCGAGCGGGGUGCAGCGGUACGCGGGGCUCGGCCCCGGUCUCGCAGAGGCAGGGUCCCUGAAUCCGAAAGAAAGGCAAAAGGGGAGCGAGGAGGGUGCAGCAUGGGGUUCAUCCUUUCUUACAGCGUCUCAAAAGCAGAAUUCCCUUUUCUCAAACUCAGAGCGCUACCGCCGUGCCGGCAGCUCUCUCGGUUCGCUUGGUGGUAACUCCACCGAAUAGCUCCCAUCUGUCGUCAGAGUGAGCGCGCACGGAGCGGUGCAGAGAACAGAAGCGGAGCGGGAGCUUUAAUCAGCGGCACCUGGCCGGCUCAGCACGCGUAGAGCAGCGGCACCGCGGCUGCCGCCCUCACCUGCGGCGGGAGGAAUGCUCGCCCCGCACCGUCCCGAGCGCGGUGGUACUCGGGGAAACUCCGGGGGCAGCGUUUGUAACCGCAGGAAAAAAAAAAAAACGUGCAAGGAACGCGCGGAGCCUCUCCGCUAGAGGACACGGUCCGGUUCUCGGAGAGCUGCGGACGGGCCGCUCCGAGCAACCGAACGCACCGAUGUUAAUUAGCGACACCCGCGAGCUGAGGGGUGAGCUCAGAGCUAGAGCAACGCUACGGCCUCGCGGCAUCUCAGGUGUUCCUCCUUUAGCUUAAUGAGAAAGGUUUGAUAAUGGGAUCUGGGCGCGGACGGUGCAAGGAGCGCGCUCAGCUGCGGGGCUCGGGGCACGGAAAUCCCCUCCCGCGCGCCCGCGUUCCUUCGCUAACGCGGAGAGAGACGGAGCCCGAACCUUUGUUUAGUCUCGGGGGGCUGGAGGCGCUGAGGGCAGAGACUCGGAGCGGGGUUCCCGGAGCAGCCUCGUGGCGCCCCGCCGCCCUUCGCGGAGCUGGUAUGCGGUAGGGCAGGGCCAUGUAUUGGAAGAGCGACCCCAUGUUCGUCUGCAGGCUGGAGGACAAGGACCUGCCCGCUCUCGGCGGCCCCUCGGAGAAGGCGAGCCCCGCGGCGGCCGACGAGGACUCCUGCUCUUCCUCCGCCGCACUGUCUCCCUCCUCCUCGCCGCGGUCCAUGGCCUCGGGCUCCGGCUGCGCCCCCAGCAAAUGCGUGUGCAGCAGCUGCGGCCUGGAGAUCGUGGACAAGUACCUACUGAAGGUAAACGACCUCUGCUGGCAUGUUCGCUGCCUCUCGUGCAGCGUUUGCAGAACGUCUCUGGGAAGGCACACCAGCUGCUACAUCAAAGAUAAAGAUAUCUUCUGCAAACUCGAUUAUUUCAGGCGGUAUGGCACCCGCUGCUCCCGCUGUGGGAGGCACAUUCAUUCUACAGACUGGGUCCGAAGGGCUAAGGGAAAUGUGUACCACUUGGCGUGCUUCGCCUGCUUCUCCUGCAAAAGACAGCUUUCUACCGGAGAGGAGUUUGCUUUGGUUGAAGAGAAAGUCCUUUGUAGAGUACAUUAUGACUGCAUGUUGGACAAUCUGAAAAGAGAAGUUGAAAACGGUAAUGGGGUUAGUGUGGAAGGAGCAUUGCUAACAGAACAAGAUGUUAAUCAUCCAAAACCAGCAAAAAGAGCUCGGACCAGCUUCACUGCAGAUCAACUCCAGGUUAUGCAAGCACAGUUUGCUCAGGACAACAAUCCAGAUGCACAAACACUUCAGAAACUGGCAGAAAGAACAGGCCUGAGCCGGCGCGUUAUACAGGUGUGGUUUCAGAAUUGUAGAGCACGUCAUAAGAAACAUAUUAGUCCUAAUCAUUCAUCUACUGCUCCAGUCACAGCAGUUCAGCCCUCCAGGCUGUCUCCACCCAUGUUAGAGGAAAUGGCAUACUCAGCAUACGUACCCCAAGAUGGGACUAUGUUAACUGCCCUGCACAGUUAUAUGGAUGCUCAUUCACCUACAGCUCUUGGACUCCAGCCUUUGCUACCCCAUUCAAUGACACAACUGCCAAUAAGUCACACCUAAUUCCUUUCUGUCAGGGAUAUAAGCUAUUAAGGAUGUAAGCUGAAGUCACUUAUUGUGGAUGAGAGUUAUCAUUGGAAAGAUAUUAAUGUUAACUUUUUAUUUAACAUCUAAAGCAUUUUCAAGAACAUUUUUGCUGCCCAGGUAUGUAAGUAUACAUUUAGCCUGCAAGACACUUUUAUGGAUUCUGCAUAAUUACAUAUUCCAUUGUUUACAAGCCUUAUUAAACACCUUUUUGUAUUGUCUGGAAGUAGAUCACUCUAGUUAUGUAUUUGUUAAUUUAUUUGUCAUCAAAAGAGCACUUUGCCUAAAAGAAAGGACUGACAAUUGUGCAAAAUGUUUACAAUACUUUGUGAGUUUGUAGUUUAUCAUUAGUUUGUAUCGGUAAGUUAUUGCUAAAAGUAUUACUUGUAUUUGAGUUGUAUACAGCCUAUAUGUUAAAGCUUAUUUCCGUGAGUUCGCAAAAAUAAAUUUUGGUUGCAAAUAUUUUCCAAAUGAACUAAAUAAAGUUUCUGCUGUAGCAUGCUAAGCAAAAACGUUGCUGUGUCUAUGGUUGAACUGUGAGCAUUUGUGAAGUGCUUAACUUAAAUCUUCAUCUUCCGAAGAGAACUCCAGGUUAUACCUAGGUACGCUGCACUAGACCUUUUCAGGAGUGUUCAUCUGUCCCAGCUGAUCUUAAAAAUCCUUCUAAUGGGUUUAGAUUGGUCUUGAAACACCAGAAAUAGGUGCCCACUUCAAAGUAAAUGUACACAAAACUGUGGCUUUCCUCAGAGUGAGGUUGCACGCUUGCUCAGUAAGGGAAGCUGGAUAUACAAGAUAGAUUUGGCUGUGAUUUAAGUCAGUGAGUGGAGAUCUGCUUGCCACAUUUUGUGUGUAUGCUACUUCAGCUUCUGAUUUUUUCAAUGGUUUUACCUUUUGAUUUUGUUCAGCAGGAGGAUGACUAAUGCAAUAUUUAAAUAGUCUGCAUUUCAGUUCUGUUUUGACUGACCUGUAUCACACUGCAUACAAAUAGAAACUGCAAUUCAUUCAGAUGCUGAAGAGUAUGCUGUGCUUAACUGUUAACAUGAAUUAGAACUGCUAAGCCUGAAUUAGAAAGCAUGGAGCACUGACUUGAUGGGCAAAGGCUAGUGCAUGCUAUCAACUGAACUGAUCUUUGUCUUCACAGGCUAGUUUCCUUCAAGGAUUUAAGACUGGUAGAUCCCAUCUGCACACCUAAACUUUACUUGCCUCAGAAGGAAAUCAUACUUUUGAAGGUGUGCGUGAGUUCUUUUUUUCCUCUCCCAAUGGAUUUAGUGUCUCUAAUGUGUGAAAUUUCAUAUCUGUUCUGGUCAAACCAUUUCAAUUUGGUUUGCCACCAUGGAAAGAUUAUGAUCUCCAAAGCCAUCACUUCAGUGGCAACUUCUGAAUUAUUCAUGUUCCACAAAUUAAAUUCAGUUGCCCAAGCAACUGUGUAGCAAAAGCGCAUUGCUUUGUCUAGGCUGACAUACCCUGCCACAAAUAACGCUAAAGACAUAAGCUCUUGUGGAACUUGAAUGGAACUUUACAUUUCAUUUUAACGUGCAUCAUAUUGAAAUAUGCUGGGUGGAACACUGAAUUAAAUACAUCAUUUUCUGUACCUAAGAUACCCCCUGUGGCUGUGUGGUACAAAAUUGCAUGCAUAGUACUAGACAAACCAAUUCUUGUUGUUUUGUUGGAUCUGAUAUGCAAGUAGGAGAAUCUUACUGCUGAAGUUGUAAGUUAAACACCAGAAGUGAUGGUAAUUUAGGCAUAAUUGAUAAUGUAAAAUACUGCUCAACUGUCUUUCUUUCAAGUGCAACUUGACUUGCACUAAGUCUCUCUAAAAAAAAAAAAGAAAGAA